UUGAGUAUUCUGCUGUCUAACCGGAAAGCACUUAUAGAACUUAUCGGAUAAACGACUGAUUGAUGUUAGAGAAGUUGAUUAAUUGAAUACCGAUAAUGGGCAAGCAGCUUGAAAUUAAGGAAGAGAAGGAAGGGGAGCAUGUCGAAACCAAGGAUUUCUUCUUCGAGAAAAUCGGUGAACCCGUACCUGUCAGGUCAGAUUUCCAGUUCGAUCUCCAAAGCCCUCCUUCAAAGCCUCUCGCCCUCAGUCAACGUUUACAGCUGCUGUUUCUAGCUCAUUCUUCUGGGUUCUUGGUGGCGAGGACCAAGGAUGUGAUUGAUUUGGCUAAGGACAUUAAGGAAAAUGACACCUCUUCUAGCAUUGAAGAUCUGAGUGUGGUGGAUGUUCCAAUUGGUAAGGUUCACAUCCUUGCUCUUUCAACCACUGACGAUACCAUACUUGCGGCUUCUGUUGCAGCUGAUAUUAAUUUUUUCAGUGUCAACUCCCUACUCACUAAGGAUAUAAAGCCAUGUUUCUCCACUUCAUUAUCUGGGUCAAGCGUUGUCAAGGAUAUUCAAUGGAGAGAAAGGAAAGAUAAUUCUUUCCUUGUUCUUUCAGAUGAUAGAAAGCUAUAUCACGGAAAUAUUUCUCAUCCUCUUAAGCAUGUGAUGGACGAUGUUGAUGCUGUUGAAUGGAGUGUAAAAGGUGCUUCUGUUGCUGUGGCAAAAGAUAAUACUCUUAGUAUUUUGUCAUCCAGUCUCACUGAGAAAUUAUGCAUAACUCUUCCAUUCAAGUCCUGGGUUGGUGAUUCCGAUGAUUGCACUUUAAAAGUGGAUACAAUCAGAUGGAUUCGUUCCGAUUGCAUUAUUCUCGGAUGCUUUCAGUUUACCAGAGAUGCACAAGAGGAAAAUUACCUUGUCCAAGUAGUCAAAAGCAAGACAGGAAAAAUCACCGAUACUACUUCCGAUUUGGUCGUUCUAUCCUUCAGUGAUUUGUUUGCGGGUCUAAUUGAUGACAUUGUGCCCUUCGGAACCGGGCCUUACUUAUUUUUGAGCUAUUUGGAGGAAUGUGAGCUUGCUAUUGCUGCUAACAGAAAGAAUACAGAUCAGCAUAUUGUGUUGCUCGGUUGGUCACUUGGUGAGAUGAGUGAGGCUUCAAUUGUUGAUAUUGAACGUGAUAAGUGGCUCCCCAGGAUUGAGCUUCAAGAUAAUGGUGAGGAUAAUUUGAUCAUGGGGCUUUGCAUUGAUAAAGCAUCUAUGUUUGGGAGUGUUAAGGUGCAACUUGGCGUUGAAGAAGUCAAGGAGCUUUCACCAUAUUGUGUUCUAAUAUGCCUUACAUUAGAGGGCAAGCUUAUCAUGUUUCACAUUGCAAGUGCUGGUGAAAAUGCUGUUCCACCUGAUAUUUCUGCCCUUUCUGAUAAAGAAGAGAAUACCUCUGCUGUGGUAUCUGCUGAAUUUGAUCCACCUAAACUUACUUAUGGACAGGUUGAACAAAAGUCAGAACUGGUAGCUUUGUCUCCCUCAUUCAUGGAUAAAAGCAAAACAAAGCCUCUUACUUAUGGAAGUAGUGGUGUUCCUAUUAAAAGUGAUGAAAACCCUUCUCAAUUGAACAUGAAUUCAGUUAGACAUGCUACUGAGCAACCAUUCCAUGAAGAUGAUGUUCAAAGCUCAGUGUCCUUAAAAAACUCCCAGUCUUUUGAAUCUGUAUGCCAACAAAAACCUCCAACCUCAAAGCCAUACCAAGAAGCAGGUACUCAACAAAAAAUGUUUUUUAGAGAGCAGGGUACUAAUUCAGGACAAUCAUUUCUGACUACUUCCCAAAUAGAGGGACUUGAUAACAAGGUGAGGGAUGGUAGUCAAACAGAAACUCAAACAAUUUCAGGAUUUGGAUCUAUUGCUUCUUCUGUGGGGAAAGUUUCGGAAGACUCAUUACAACCAAAUCAUGGGAGCAUACCGAUAAAAAAUGAGCUGAUUAAGGAACCAGUUGCUAAAGCUAGAUCAGUUGGCCUGCAGACUGCAUCAGUUCAGUUAUGGUCAAAUCCAUCAUCCCAGCCAUUUUCAAGUGGAAAAUUCACGCUUUCAAAGGAGUCUGAUGCUAGAGGUUCAUUUUCAUCUUCAAGUCCUUUUCAGUAUAAUAGUUGUCAGAGUACCAGAGGUGCCACAAGCUUUCCUGGUGGCAAUGUUGGAAAACCUUCAGAUCCAAAAGAUUAUACUGGUAUAUCAGUUUCCGUCGAUAAAAUUUCAGCCACACCAUUAGAUACUGGGGCUCAGAAAUCUUCAAUGGGAGCAGGAAUUAUUGAGUCAGUACCUUUAAUUCGUGGGUCACAGUUAUCAUCCCAGCUAAAUUUGGCAAUGGAAAAGUCUCUCAAACAAAAUCUUUAUCCCCUCAAGGAUGACCGCAAAUCUGCAACCCAGUCAAGGACGUCGAAAUCAGAACCACAGAUUAAAGAAAUGGCCAAAGAAUUGGACACACUUCUAGAAUCUAUAGAAGAACCUGGUGGCUUUAGGGAUGCUUGCACUAUUUCUCAGAGAAGUUCAGUUGAAGAGCUGGACAAGGGUAUAUCAGUUCUUUCUGAAAAAUGCAGGAGUUGGAAGAAUGUAAUGGAUGAGCAGCAUGGGAAGCUCCAACAUCUUCUUGAUAAAACUGUUGAAGUUUUAGCAAGGAAAAUAUACAUAGAAGGUAUUAUAAAACAAGCUUCUGAUAGCCAAUACUGGGACCUGUGGAAUUGCCAAAAGUUAAGUCCUGAGGUUGAGCUUAAGCAGCGACAUAUAUUGAAAUUGAAUCAGGAGUUGACCAAUCAGUUAAUUGAAUUAGAGAGGCAUUUCAACACCUUUGAGCUCCAUAAAUUUGGUGAUAAUGAUGGAGUUCAUGCAAGCCGGAGAGCUUUACAUAGUAGAUUUGGGCCUUCAAGACACUUUCAGUCCCUGCAUUCUUUACAUAGCACAAUGAGUUCACAACUAGCAGCUGCCGAGCAACUUUCUGCUCAUCUCUCGCAACAAAUGGCUAUGCUGAGUGUAGACUCACCUGUGAAACAACAAAAUGUGAAGGAGUUGUUUCAAAUGAUUGGAAUAACGCAUGAUGCCUCUCUAACCUCUCCACGUGCUACAAAGCCUAGCAAUAGUUCUAAGAAAUUUGUUAUUUCCUCUGGGUCCUCUGCUUCUAGAAAUCAGUCGAGGAGAAACCAAUCCAGUGCUCUGAAGAGUUCUGACCCAGAAUAUUCUAGGAGGAGGAGGGACUCACUGGACCGGAGCUGGGCUAGUUUUGAGCCUCCAAAAACUACUGUAAAAAGGAUGCUUCUGCAAGAAUCAGCAGAUGUAAAAGGAUCACUUAUAAAAGAUAAGCAUAACUUUAGUCCUAAUGCUUUUGAGGAACCAAAAAGUUUCUUUUCGAAGGAACUUACAGCAACUUCAACCACAUUGCAUAAAUCUGGAAAUGAAGAAGUUAAAACAAGAAGUCUGGAUGCAUUACCAAAACAGCAAUCUGAGUCAAAUGUUUUCCGAGGGGAUAACAAUCCUCUACAACCACCACAGUCUGCUGGGUGGAAAUCUUCUACAGUUCAAACAAGUAACUUCACUGCUUUGUCAUCAACAUCAGGAUCACAGUCUAUGAUGGUGCAGAAUCAUUCUGGUGAAACAUGCUGUAUCCCUGUUGCUAAACAAAACUUUGGAGCUUCUCAGGGUGAGAGGUCUAAUACAUCUUUCAAUGAGAAUGAAAGUCAUGCCAGUUUACAGUUUAGACCUAAUCUAUAUCAAGAGUCAUCGGUCUCCAAGGUGGCUUCAUCGCCAAAGAAAUCUACUGAUGUCUUGACAUCAGAUCGCAAAUGGACCGUGCUUGUAAAUUCAGCUUUAGGGGAUGUGAAACAUGUGCCAUCUACAACAAAGAGUACACUAUUUGGUUCUUCUAACAGUACCAACUCUCAGUUCAUACCUCAAGCUGCUUUUCCUUCAUCUGCUGCCCCAUAUGCCGAAGUUUCACAAUUCAAUACUGUAGCAAGCAAAAGCCAGCUAAUUGAAAAGGUACCACAGUCUCCUGCAUUCUCUAAACCAGUUUCAGAUUCGUCAUCAUUAUUCAGUUCAUCAACUCCAUCGUUAUCAUCAUCAUUUUCAACUAUGCCGACUCCAUCAGAAACAUCAAUCACCACAUCAAUUAAUGUCUCAUCAUCUACAGCAACUAGUUCUACAUUGGCGCCAAAAUUUUCCUUUUCAACAUCAUUGUCAGCAGCAUCUACUUCAUCACCUGCGACAAAAUUUAGUGAAUCUACAACAAGUUCUAUAGUUUCAGUAGAUGAUGCUAAUAAAAAAAAUUCAUCUUCCUCAUCAUCUGUUCCUUUCCCUGCUUUUGUUUCUUCUGUUUCCUCGUCCAUUCACCCUUUCCAAGUGCCUGUGCCCUUGCCUUCUGAUCCAUCUCCUGUGAAUUCGUCUGAUGUUUUGAAAAUUGAGGCUCAACUGCGUAAGGAAAUACUUGGCUUGACAAAAGACGCAGAUUCGAUGAUACAGACACCACCUCUGCAACAUGAAUUUCCAGCAGCAGAAUUGGGCUUGAAGCCUCAAUUUGCAGUAUCAUCUCCAAUGAAAAGCGUGACUCCUACUGGAGUGUCAUCUGGAAGCCAAACCAGCAUCAUUGAUGUUGCAGGUCCUUUAACUAAUUUGGCAUCAAAUGCUCAGCCACUGCAGCCUUCUGCGGGAGAUAAUCUUUCAGCACCAUUGUCAACUAGCAUUAGUACUGUUGAUGGAAAAAGCGGAACAUUGGAUGUCACACAAGAGGAUGAGAUGGAGGAGGAGGCUCCCGAGACAAGCCAAGUGGCUGAACUUGGCUUGGGAAGCUUAAGUAGCUUUGGAAUUGGCUCAACUACUAAUCCAACUGCUCCUAAGCCUAACCCAUUUGGAGCCUCAUUUGAAGUUAUGGCGACAAGUCCAGCUACCUCUUCAUUCACCCCAACUGUUCAUACCGGGGAGUUGUUUAAACCUGCAUCUUUUACUUUCCAACCUCCACAGCCUUCCCAAUCGGCUCAACCUGCAAGUUUUGGUGCAUUCUCUGGUGGUUUUGCAUCUAGCAUACCUGGUCAAGCUCCUGCUCAAGGUGCUUUUGGCAAACCCGCGCAGCUUGGAGCUGGACAACAGGCUUUGGGGUCAGUUCUUCGUGCUUUUGGGCAGUCACGGCAGCUUGGUACUGCUCUAUCAGGAAGUAGUUUUGCUUCCGGGAGCAGUUUUGGUGGUGGUUUUGCAAGUCCUCAAUCUGCUGCUGGAUUCUCUAACGCUGCAACAGGUGGGUUUGCUGGUAUGACCUCUACUACUGGUGGCUUUGGUGGUUUGGCUUCAGGUGGUGGUGGAUUCGGCGGUCUGGCUUCAGGUGGUGGUGGUUCUGGCGCCACUGGAGGAUUUGCUGCUGCUGCAACAGGGGGUGGCGGGUUCGGCGCUUUUGGCAGCCAACCGACAAAUGCUGGUGGUUUCUCAGCCUUUGGAGGUGGUGGACAAACUGGAAAACCAUCUGAGCUUUUCACACAGAUGAGAAGAUAGUUUUUACGAUUUCUUUACAGAUAAGGACUUUAAUUUGUUUGUAGGUGCCGAGUAUAUAGCCUUUAACAUUUUUUAUAAAUCAAUAUUUUAACAAGCCAGUAGUUUUAGCAAUGUAAUUGUAAGCAGUUU
Messenger RNA from Hibiscus syriacus, 5624 nucleotides. Its product is annotated as nuclear pore complex protein NUP214. Bases 96 to 5495 code for a protein of 1799 amino acids. Lineage: Eukaryota; Viridiplantae; Streptophyta; Magnoliopsida; Malvales; Malvaceae. Gene Ontology annotation, biological process: RNA export from nucleus. Gene Ontology annotation, molecular function: structural constituent of nuclear pore. The record is from RefSeq and is a predicted model, not a curated record. The transcript is spliced from 17 exons.